GGAAAGUAUUUCAUUUUCACCUCCUCAAGUACCCCGCCCUAGUCAGCCGCAGCUGAGGUCCUGAGGAUGAGUGCCCGUGCAUUAGUUGUGAUUUUGUUUCCUGGCCUAUGCUAGCGAGAGGUCUGAUAGUGAUAAUUUUGAUCCGAAAUCCAGAAUCUGACAGGAAUAGCUUGAUUUCCUGAGGACUAUCACCUGAUGUCAAACCCCACAAUAAAUUGGUUUUCACUAUGAAGAUACCAAACAUGGCGUUUUUCGAGGUUUCGGCCCAACUAGAAUAAGGUGGGAUAUCCCACCCUAAACCGUUAUCAGCUUUUCCGUCCCAAGCUCCUCGUUUUAUCAUGCCUUUUGGGAGUGGUGAUAAGCCUUUUUCAUAGACACAACAAAAAUGGCGAUCCUUGAGAGCCAGAUCCCCGCCAUCUACGAACGCGCAAUCAAGAAGUACCAGGAGAUCACCGACGAGCCGUUGGAUGUACAAUUCCUCGCAAAGAUUCAAAAUGUUAAGGAUUUGACUAAAGAGAUAGACGCAAGGAACAACAACUUCCGCGAGUUUCGCGAGAAGCGGGGCGCUAUUUACGAUGUUCUUAACGCGGCGAUGUUCCCGGUACAAUUGUUCGGUGAUUUGGCAGCUGGAGGUGCCUCCAUGGUGUUUCCACCCAGCAGUCUUGUCUUUGGAGCCGUUACAUACCUGAUGGGUGCUGCGAAGGGGGUGUCGGCUUCGUAUGAUGCCAUCCAGGAUUUAAUGAGUACAUUGAAGGACUUCACUAUCCGGCUGAAAGCGUAUAGUCGGGAGGCCAUCUCUGAAGACUUGAGUAACAAGCUCAGCGAUAUUCUUGUUACCUUGGUUGAGAUUUUCGCUCUGUCGACUAAAACGAUUCGCCGAGGCCGACUGCUCAAGUUCACGCGCAAUAUUCUGCUUGGAAGCAAUGAUGCGAUCCAGGGGGCAAUGGGUAAGCUGGACAAGUUGACUAGAGUAGAGGCUGACCUAGUUGGAGCUGAGACGCUGACCGAGUCCAAACGGACUGGUCGCGUUGUGGAUGGCAUGUCAGUAACGGUCAACACUACCAACGCCACUGUGAUUGAAACAGGUAUGACCGUGAACCAGAUGAACGUUCGAGUGAACGAGGUGCAGGAGAUGCUGGGGACCUUGCUUGUCUCAGUGAACGAGAACAAGCAGGAAAAUAGCGAUGAUCGUGAAAAAGCACUGCAGGAGCAUGUGAACAAGAUCCUCCGACCAUCAAAAACAGAUUUUGCCCAAGACUGGUAUGAUAAGAUCAAUAAGGCCCGUAUACCGGGUACAGGAGACUGGGUCCGGGAUGAGAGCAUCUUCCAAGAGUGGCUAAGCAAGGAUACGCCGGUUAUUUUUAUAUCGGGUAAUCCUGGAGCCGGAAAGUCCUACAUCGUGGCGAAUAUCAUUAGCCUCCUCAGGGAGUUGCAUCCCCAGGGCGUUCAAAACACGUCGCUAACCUCUGUGGGAUUCUUCUUUUUCAAGGACGACAAUCCGGGCACGAGGUCAUUCCACCAGGCCCUGCGGGACCUUGCACUGCAGAUUAGCAGAAAUGACCCGGUGUAUCUGAAACAUCUCGCCACCAUCGAGGACUACGAGAGGAUAAGCACACUCGAAAGUGCAUGGCGACUCCUCUUUACCGGAUAUUUCAUUAAGAAAUCCAACACCGAUAGCAAUGUCUAUAUCCUGCUAGACGCCGUUGAUGAAGCGUUAGACCAAGAACGGAGGGCCUUCCUCAGUCUGGCAAAAGAUCUAUACGAUUCCCCAGACGAUUCACGCCUCCAGCUUGCCAUUAUUGGUCGACCUCACAUAAGUGACCAGUUACUUGAAGGUCUAGAGGAGGAGGUACCAACAAUUCAUGUCACGACGUUGAAGAACUCUAAAGACAUAAAUCAGUACAUCCAUACUAGCGUCAAGAAGUCUGUGGUACUCAGAAGAGUGUCGGCGAAAUUGCGCCAGGAGAUUGUGGAGAAGCUAUCGGCCGGUGCGGAGGGCAUGUUUCUCUGGGUGAACCUCAUGCUGCAAGAAUUAGUCAAGAAGCGGAAUGAGUCAAGUAUACGGAAGGCUUUGGAUCAAGCGCCAAAGGGCCUCAAAGAAAUGCUGCGCCAUGUUCUAUUAAGUUUCUCCACUAGCUCUAAUGAAGAGGAGCUAGAAUUCCUCAAUGAGAUACUACUAUGGGUCACCUGUUCGAGGCAACCUUUAACUCUGGCUGAGGUAGAGGCGAUCCUCAGGCUAAAGUCACCGGAGGGAGACGGUAUGAUCUAUCCCGAAGGAGCACUACGGCGCCAGUUUGCCUCCUUCUUCAACCUGGAUCGAGAAGAUGGGCUCACCACGGCUGAGCUACAGAUGAUGUCCGCCAAUAGGAGCACUUUUGAUGAGUCUGACGAUGAAGGGGAAGAUAAUGACGCUGGCGAAGAGGCGUUCGACGAUGUGGAGAACUUCACAGAUUUUGACUCUCACAAGCAAACAACGACGGUCACUUUUUGUCAUGCAUCCAUUGGCGAUUUCUUCCGUGAUCAGACGGAAGGUAAAGUUUCCGAUGGGGAAAGUCAUGUUCCUGUUGGUGUCGAUUACCUGAAGGCGAAGGCGCACGUGCUCAAGACAUUUUUAAGGCUCUUUACGGAUAAGGACUUUGUGAAGAAAGCGGAUGAUUCUGAGCAUAUGCUCCGCCAUGCGGCCGAAAACUGGGUCCAACAUCUUCUUACCACGCCCUCAACUGACUGCUGUCUUGAGGAUAGACGUGAUAUAGCCAAAAUGCUCCUGGUGGCUUUUAGAUCGGAGGAAGCGAUUACUUCCUGGUUAGGUUAUCGGGGCUGGGUAUCAACAGAGGCUGGUACUCGAGCUGUCCGACAGUGGUGGGAAGACGAGGAAGUUCUCAAAUUGCUGACCCCUGACGAACGAGAGUUUAUUUCCUCGACCAAGGAUGAUCCCAUCACAACAUUCAAGCCGGUUGUCAUGCUCUGCAUUAAGAAAUGGCUCAUGGAAGAUGUGUGGUUGGUUGCUCCUGUUGCUGCCGUGGUGUGGAGCUACCAAAGUCUUAUUAAAGGCAAGGAGGUUGACUUUCUCGAAAUAUUCAAUCCGACGGCAGAGGAGAUUAUUGAAGCUGCUGAGUUCGGCGAUUCUGAAAAAACUGCGCUCUGGUAUCGCAGGUGUGCGAUGGUUCUGCGCCAGUUGCAGUAUCUUGACCAGGCGUUGGAAUACUUCUCCAAGGCGGUUGAACUAGAGCCUGACAAGUGGCUGAUCAAAGCUGGUAUGGCAAUAACAUAUUCGAUGAAAGGGGAAUGGCAGAAAGCCGUCGACCUUGAUAAAGAAAUUGUGCAAGCUUUAUCAGCACAGAUUGGAUCCAAUCAAGAAAAUUUAACGCUCAAAGCAAGUCUUCACACAUGCCUAGAACGCCUGGGCGACUCUUUUAAACAGCUUGGAGAUUCAGAGAAGUGGUUUGAGGCAUAUAAGAAAGCACAGGCGACGAUACCCUAUUGUGACAAUUGUAUUAAUGUACUUCUCGAGCAUUAUGGCAUAAACCAUAAUCAUGAUGCCACCAUUGACCUACUUAAGGAAUUAGCCAAUACGCCGGUUCCGGGCGAAGACUUUUCAAGAUUGACGCAGUCGCUGUGGGACAAUCCGGAAGAAGACACGAGAUACUUUGUGCUUGCUGCAGAUGCUGCAUUGGCUACCAAUAACCUCGGUUUCAUGGUGGAGUCAUGGCGUACUGCAGCCCGUGCGGCUAGGAAGGCGUCCAAGACGGUGACAGCCGCUCAGCUCGAUAUGUCUCUUUCUCGGAUUUACAGUGAAUUCCUUCAUGAUCAGGAAAAGGCAGUCAAGCGUUGGGAGAAGAUCAUGAACACGUACGCCUCAUCCAAGGAUGAAACUGCGGUUGGCUUUUUAAGGCUGAAGGCCUCCUUUGAACUGGCAAAACAGUUUCUCGGUGACGCUGUUGAGGCAGGAAUCGGAACCCCACAAGCAGAAGAAGCUGGUGCAAAACUCGAGAAGCUUGUAAAACAAGCCAAGCUAGACGAUAAGUCCGCACUUUGGAUUAUCUCCAGCACGCGUGCCAUUUGCUUGGGUACCUACUAUCGCUUGAGCGGACGUGAAGAGGAAGCUAGGGCUCUUUUCAAACCAUCCAUCAAGCGGGGGAUCGAAAUUUUGUCAGAUGAUGAUCCUGAAAACGACGUAUUUGGGUUCAUAGACCUCAUGAACGCACUAUUAGCGGCUGGCGACGUCAAAAACGUGACUGCGAUCGCGUAUCAUGAAGUCUUUGGGAAAUACAAUGUAGAUGAUCUAGAGGGGACAACGGGCAAUGAAAGCCUUGACAAUGAGAGCUCUGACUUGGUGACCUGUGAUGGACCAUGUCGGAAAGAAUUGCCUUCGCUCGAUGACUACUAUCAGUGUCCCAUCUGUCUGGAUACUGGAUUCUGUCCAACUUGCGUCAAGCUACUCGCGGAGGGCACCAUGGGCAUCAAGAAAUGCAAUCCCAAACACGUCAAGGACUUUUUGUAUGUUCCCCGGCGGCCUAGGAACGUAGCAGCGGGAAAGAUGCUGGUGGACGGUGAGGAGAUGGACUUCGAGCUUUGGAAGCAGCAGCUGAAGAAGGAAUGGGGUAUAUAGUGUUUAUCCCUAGGAUUCCAAGACAAAUUGUUGCUUCUGAUGUUACUAAUGCUAAACUGUGGGAUCCAUAAAGUGGAGAGCAAAA
This is a messenger RNA of Aspergillus alliaceus, 4694 nucleotides long. Its product is annotated as NACHT and TPR domain protein. Bases 386 to 4609 code for a protein of 1407 amino acids. The record is from RefSeq and is a predicted model, not a curated record. Gene Ontology annotation, molecular function: protein binding. The transcript is spliced from 2 exons. NCBI's taxonomy places the organism in Eukaryota, Fungi, Ascomycota, Eurotiomycetes, Eurotiales, Aspergillaceae.